Achroia grisella is the source of this 1206-nucleotide messenger RNA. It is a transcript of the gene wal, whose product is annotated as electron transfer flavoprotein subunit alpha, mitochondrial. Gene Ontology annotation, molecular function: flavin adenine dinucleotide binding; electron transfer activity. NCBI's taxonomy places the organism in Eukaryota, Metazoa, Arthropoda, Insecta, Lepidoptera, Pyralidae. The record is from RefSeq and is a predicted model, not a curated record. The transcript is spliced from 7 exons. Gene Ontology annotation, cellular component: mitochondrion. Bases 104 to 1093 code for a protein of 329 amino acids.
UUGGACUUUGUCCACAUGUCAGUCUGUGUUUAAUUUUUAAUUUUGUCUUUAUAUAUUAUAUUUUAAAAUAAAAAAUACUUAAAAUAGAAAUACAAUUCUUAAAAUGUUUUCUCCAUGCAGCAGACAAUUUUUGUCUACUCAGCUGCGUAGACUGCAAAGUACCUUGGUGGUAGCUGAACAUAACAAUGAUGCACUACUACCAGUUACUCAGAAUGCACUAAAUGCUGCAAAGAAAAUUGGUGGUGAUAUUUCUGUUUUGGUUGCUGGGACAAAAUGUGGCCCAGCUGCCGAGAAAAUAGCCAAAGCUGGUGGUAUAUCGAAAGUUCUAGUAGCUGAAAGUGAUGCCUUCAAGGGUUUCACAGCUGAAUCAUUGACCCCACUUAUAUUGGCUACUCAGAAGCAGUUUAAUUUCACACAUAUAUUGGCACCAGCUACUGCCUUUGGGAAAGCAGUGCUUCCACGUGUGGCUGCUAAGCUUGAUGUGUCCCCAAUAACAGAUAUUAUUGGUGUUAAAGAUGCCAAUACAUUUGUGAGGACAAUAUAUGCAGGCAAUGCUGUCCUGACAUUGGAAGCCAAGGACCCCAUCAAAGUGAUCACAGUCCGUGGCACAGCAUUUGCACCAGAACCAUUGGAGGGUGGUUCCGCUGCAAUAGAGAAAGCACCUGAGGGUGAUUACAAGACUGACCUUACAGAGUGGCUGUCCCAAGAGCUGACAAAGUCUGACAGGCCAGAACUCACUACUGCAAAGAAUAUUGUGUCCGGAGGACGGGGCCUCAAGUCUGGAGAUAACUUCAAGUUGCUGUAUGACCUAGCUGAUAAGCUGAAUGCGGCUGUGGGCGCAUCCCGUGCCGCCGUCGACGCUGGCUUCGUGCCCAAUGAUCUCCAGAUUGGGCAGACCGGCAAGAUUGUUGCACCUGACCUAUACAUUGCGGUGGGCAUCAGUGGUGCCAUUCAGCAUCUCGCUGGAAUGAAGGACUCCAAGACCAUCGUAGCUAUUAACAAGGAUCCUGAAGCACCCAUUUUCCAGGUAUCCGACUACGGACUGGUUGCCGAUUUGUUCAAAGCUGUCCCAGAACUCACAACCAAGUUGUAAAUAUUGUAAAAUAAACAUGUAUUUUACGACAGUCUUAGUUCUUUUUUAUCUAGUUAUACAUCCGUCAAUUGUAUAUUAAUAUUACAUAAAAUUGAAUAUAUAAAUAAGAAAUA